UUGUUUGUUAUUCUUGGAAGUUAAUGUUGCUGUUGGAUAUACAGGUGAGUGAUGCUAGUGGUUAUUUGGAGAGGACAUUCUUGAGUCCUGCAUCCAUGAGGGCAAUUAAUCUUAUUCGUAAAUGGAUGGAGGAUGCUGGUUUGAGAACGUGGGUGGACCAAAUGGGAAAUGUGCAUGGUCGAGUUGAUGGUGCUAAUGCAAAUGCUGAAGCCUUAUUGAUUGGAUCUCACAUGGACACUGUUGUUGAUGCUGGGAUGUUUGAUGGAUCACUAGGAAUUGUCUCUGCAAUAUCCGCCUUGAAGGCUUUGCAUGUCAAUGGAAAGCUGCAAACGCUAAAGCGCCCUGUUGAGGUUAGUCAAGUAACUGAUAAUGUUUUCAAUAAAAGAAGGAAAAUGCUAACCAGUGCCUUAUGGCAAGGAAUCAAAAGCAGGAAGUUUUUAUUGAAUAGUGUAUCUGUACAUUCUUCCCCGUAACUUUAUUGUAGUUUUUAAUGAA
Messenger RNA from Cajanus cajan (pigeon pea), 495 nucleotides. NCBI's taxonomy places the organism in Eukaryota, Viridiplantae, Streptophyta, Magnoliopsida, Fabales, Fabaceae. The record is from RefSeq and is a predicted model, not a curated record.